Messenger RNA from Mugil cephalus (flathead mullet), 1366 nucleotides. It is a transcript of the gene tnfa, whose product is annotated as tumor necrosis factor a (TNF superfamily, member 2). NCBI's taxonomy places the organism in Eukaryota, Metazoa, Chordata, Actinopteri, Mugiliformes, Mugilidae. Bases 69 to 791 code for a protein of 240 amino acids. Gene Ontology annotation, cellular component: membrane. Gene Ontology annotation, molecular function: tumor necrosis factor receptor binding. The record is from RefSeq and is a predicted model, not a curated record. Gene Ontology annotation, biological process: immune response. The transcript has 4 exons.
AGGAAAGCAAUCAAAGCUGCUGCUGAGCACUGAAAGAUCUGAAGUGAUCGAGGAAUUCAUUCAAAACAAUGGAAGGCGAAUGCAAGGUAGAGCUGGACACCAUGGUCGCCACAGAACCCGGGAAACAAUCAUCACAGGGCUUCAGACUAAGCUCAAAGCUAACCACAGCCCUGCUGACAUUCACACUUUGCCUUGCUGCUGCUCUAAUCAUUUUCGACAGGCAUGCUAAGGUUUCUGGACAAGAUAAAGACAAGAAUGGUGAUGAUCUUCGUCACACACUGAGGCAAAUUUCUAAUGUAAGAGCUGCCAUUCAUCUGGAAGGAGAAUACAACCCUAACAGAACUGACUCAGUGGAAUGGAAGGCUCAGGUGGAUCAGGCCCAUUCUCAAGGAGGACUACAACUCAAUGACAAUGAGAUCGUGAUUCCUCAAGAUGGCCUCUAUUUUGUUUACAGUCAAGCAUCUUUUCGGGUCAGCUGUAGCAGUGACAAUAAGGACAUGACCUCAAAUCCUAUGGUCCAUCUGAGCCACACUGUGAAGCGCUGGUCCAGUUUAUUUGGAAAUGACAAGUCUGAAGAGUCUUAUCACACCAUCCUGUACUCUGCCCGUACGGCUUGUCAGAAGACAGUCAGCAGUGAUUCAAAUGACGAGAGCUGGUUCUCAGCCGUUUACAUGGGAGCUGCUUUCAACUUGAAGAAAGGGGACCAAUUGAAGACCGUCAUGGAGGAGAACAUGCUGAAGAAACUUGAGGACGAACCAGGGAAGACCUUCUUUGGUGUGUUUGCCUUGUGAAGACAGGGGACUGGAGGCAUAAAUGUACAAGUAGAAGAGGAACCAUUUGACACCACUGUAGAUCCACUGUGGCCUGCAGCCUGCUGUCCUACUACAACUCAUUAUGAUUUACACCCAAACUUUAAAUGAUUGUAUUAGCAGGCUGUUGAACUGCAGCCAUGAACACCUUAGCUAUAUGUCAUACUAUGUACUUUCUACUCUCUACUUUGUUGUACUACAAAGCUCAGUCUCUACUGUCUUUGAAAUUUGUAUGAAAGUACCGUGACUGCUGCACAUCUAUGAUUCACUACAGACUGACAAAGAUGUAUAGAUAGGAACAUUUCUAAGGAUGUGCCAAUUUAACAGAACAUUAUUUUAUUUAUUUUUAUAUAUUGAAGUAUUUAUUUAUUUAUUUAUUUAUUAUAUUUUUGUGCAUGUGUGUUUCCUGAUUUUUUGUAAUGAAUGCCUCAAACUGUAACUGUGCUGGAUUUUAUACAUAAUUUAUUUAAAUUAUUUGUUUGGGUAUUUAUAUAGAUAAUUAGUUUGUGUUUGUCUGUGUGUUUUGCAAAAUAUCAAUUAAAGAGUCUGUGGUGCCA